Messenger RNA from Mytilus trossulus (common blue mussel), 5699 nucleotides. Its product is annotated as solute carrier family 12 member 3-like. Gene Ontology annotation, cellular component: membrane. Gene Ontology annotation, molecular function: sodium:potassium:chloride symporter activity. NCBI's taxonomy places the organism in Eukaryota, Metazoa, Mollusca, Bivalvia, Mytilida, Mytilidae. The transcript has 23 exons. The coding region runs from base 216 to 3869 and encodes 1217 amino acids. Gene Ontology annotation, biological process: sodium ion transmembrane transport; sodium ion homeostasis; chloride transmembrane transport. The record is from RefSeq and is a predicted model, not a curated record.
UUACGCAGUGUCAGCUGACAGUUGUACGUCAAGUAAUUUGUCAAUUUAAUAAUAUUUCGUCCAAAAUGACGUCACAUUCAAGUUUUUGUCAAAUUCUUCAAAGCAAUUCUUAUUUUCAUGACGAACCUGGGAUAAGCAAAAAAUAGAUAUACAUUAUGCGUUUCUAAGAAUGCAAGGUUGAUUUUCUUUGACACAUUUGCUAGGUAUUGUCUAUCAUGGACAGUGAAAGUAUACAACCUUGUGAAAUCAAGGAAAAUAAUGACAAUAUAAUGGAAAAAAAUAUCAAGGAAAAUGAUGAUAAUCUAAUGGACAAAAAUAUAAACGAAGAUUCUAUAUCACAACAUUCAAACAGCAAAUUAGCAUUAGGUACAGAGGAUAAUGAACUAUGCUUAUACCAAACUAAGGAAACAGAAGAUAUACAUGAACAAUCAACGGAAUUAUAUGAUAAACAUGACACACUGCCAAUGUCAGAGGAAGAAUCAGGAUCAAACGCAGGAAGUUCAAUAUGUGAAUCUAGUUUUAUAUCUAAACCGAGGCCGCAAAGAGUAUCAGAAUCGGCUAAACCUGGGAGAUCUAUUAAGGAAGCCUUACAUUCUCAGAGAAAAAUUUCCUUAGACCCAAGGCUGAUGUACGGCAGAGGAAUUGGACGGGUACUGUAUGAGGAAGCACCGUCUAGAAAAAGCUCUUUGGAAUCUUUUAUGUACCCGUAUGUACCGAAAAGCCGAAAAUCGUCCUUAGACCCUUUUUUCAGUGCGCCUUAUCCACACCAUAAAAUAUCAGUGACAUCCAACUCGUUGUAUGGAAGCGGCGGUUAUCUAGACUAUACAGAGGACACAUGUGAAACACUGCCCCAUGCCGAUCACUACAGUGACGUACUCUCAAUAAUACCAGAUAUAAGACAACGAGCAACUUUGGACGAACUGCGGGAGGAUGAUGUUUCACAACCAAGAACCCCAUGUACAGUAGUGGAAGGAUUAUUUGACGAGGAAUUGAAAGAUGUCGAAGAAGAAGAGAGCAAUCCGGUGAAGGACACUUCUGUUGUUAAGUUUGGAUGGAUACAAGGCGUUUUGGUUCGGUGUUUGCUAAAUAUUUUUGGUGUAAUGUUAUUCCUGCGUCUGACGUGGAUUACUGGACAAGCAGGAACACUAUUGUCAUCGGUCAUCAUACUUCUCUCUAUGAUAGUCACACUCAUCACAUCAACGUCAAUGUCGGCCAUAUGUACAAACGGAGAGGUCAAAGGAGGUGGCGCAUACUAUAUGAUAUCUAGAAGUCUUGGACCAGAGUUUGGUGGAUCUAUAGGAAUUGUGUUUUCAUUAGCAAAUGCAAUAGCCGCGGCAAUGUAUAUUGUAGGCUUUGCUGAAACAGUCAGAGACAUAAUGUGGGAAAAUGAUGCUGUGAUUACUGGCGAUAGUUUACAUGAAGUAAGGAUCAUUGGUGGUAUUACAGCUGUGUUGUUGGUGGGAAUUGUAGUGGUUGGAAUGGAGUGGGAAGCCAAGGCACAGUUGGGACUCUUAGCCAUUUUGGUGACCGCUGUUAUCACUUUUAUCGUUGGGACCUUUAUUCCUCCAAGUGAUGAGAAAAUAUCAAAAGGUGUUGUGGGAUACAAAGGUACAGUCUUCAUGGAAAAUAUUGGUCCUGAUUUCAGACAGGGCGAGAGUUUUUUCUCGGUCUUUGCGAUAUUUUUUCCUGCAGCAACUGGUAUUCUUGCAGGAGCUAACAUAUCUGGCGAUUUAAAGGAUGCACAGAAAGCUAUACCAAAAGGAACAUUAUUGGCUAUUGUUAUAACAGGAUUUGUUUACCUCUUGAUUGUAUGGACAGCUGGAUGUUGUAUUCUCCGUGAUGCAAUCGGACCUGUAGCGGCAGCUCAAAUGGCUUAUCAGUCAAAUACGAGUAUUGCUCAUGUGUUGUCCAAUAUAUCUAUCGUGUCAGAUUGUUCCCUUGUUAAUGGAACAUGCGAGUAUGGUCUACUGAAUGACAAAGGGGCAGUUGGAAUUGCGUCUGCCUUUCGACCUAUUAUCCUAGCUGGAAUAUUCUCAGCUACGCUUUCGUCAGCUUUAGCUAGUAUGAUAGGAGCACCAAAAGUAUUUCAGGCAUUGGCAAAAGAUAAACUGUUUCCAUAUAUUCACGUUUUUGCUGAAGGGCAAGGCAAAAGUAAUGAACCAGUUAGAGGAUACAUUUUAACAUUCGCCAUUUGUGUAGCUGUUACAUGUAUAGGUGACCUUGACGUAAUAGCGCCAAUUAUUUCCAACUUCUUUCUGAUGUCAUAUACCCUGAUAAACUACUCUUGUUUUAAUGCCUCAGUUGCAAAUACUCCAGGUUUUCGACCAGGGUUCAGGUACUACAACAAAUGGGUUAGUUUAAUAGGAAGUUUACUGUGCUUCGCCAUUAUGUUUAUGAUCAACUGGUGGGCAUCAUUGGUAACAUUUGUGAUUGUGGGUGGUCUGUAUAUGUAUGUCCACACUACUAAACCAGCUGUAAAUUGGGGAUCGUCAACUCAGGCACGUGCGUAUAGUAGUGCUCUGACAUCUACUCUACAUUUACUCAAAGUUGAUGAACAUGUGAAAAACUUCCGUCCACAGAUAUUAGUGAUGUCUGGAUUUCCCAGAAACAGGCCUGCGUUAACAGAUUUUGUAUCAGCUAUAACUAAGAAGCAAAGCUUAUUGGUCUGCGGACACAUAUUUAUGGGAGAUAUGUCAGACCAUGUACAGAAACUUCGAUCUACAGCAGCAUAUAAGUGGUUUGAGAAAAGAAAAAUACGUGCCUUUUAUAACAGUGUUGUUGCACCAAAUUUACGUAUUGGCGCUCAGGUGUUGAUGCAGGCUUUAGGUGUAGGAAAACUGAGACCAAAUACCUUGAUGCUUGGUUAUAAAACAGGAUGGCAAAAUGCUGAUCCAAUGGAAAUGGAAGAAUACGUCAAUAUCAUUGAAGACGGAUUAGAUUUAAAAUAUGGUGUGGGAAUACUACGUGUGAAAGAUGGAUUUGAUAUAAUGAGAGUCCCAGACGACAGUUACACAUUAGAGUUUUCUGACUCAGAAGAAGAAGAAGAAUCGUCUGACGAUGAAGAAGAAAACAAAAAUGACAAGAAAAAAAGAGCAGAUGUGUCAACUAUAAAUGAAAAUGGUAGCAACGGAAAGAGUUUUACCAAACAGAGAAAAAUAAAUUCCAAUCGAUUAAUGUCUGUACCUGAAGGUUUCGAGAAUCUUGGAUUUGAAAAUGAAAAUUCGAAGAGUACAAGUACAGUAAAGUCGAGUAGACCUGUUUUGACAUCUUCUGUAUCUAAAGAUUCUGUAAAAACCUUUCGAAAUAAACUCCAGGGAACAAUAGACGUUUGGUGGCUUUAUGAUGAUGGAGGACUGACAUUGUUAAUACCAUAUAUUCUGUCAAAAAGAAGAAUGUGGAAAAACUGUAAAUUAAGGGUGUUCUGUGCUGCAAGCAAGAAAGGACAGCACGAAGAAGACGAAGCUAGGAUGACAUCACUGCUGAAGAAGUUUCGAAUAGACUUUGUUAAAUUAACAAUUGUAAAGGAUCUAACGAAAAAGCCAACACUUGCCAUGUACAAAAAGUUUGAGGCUAUGAUAAGAAAAUGGAGAUUAAAAACUGGAGAAUAUUCAUCGGAAUAUCCAUGGAAGAUAAACGAUGGAGACCUCAUUUCUAAUAAACUAAAAACUUACAGAUAUAUUCGAUUACGGGAUCAGUUGCUAACGCAUUCACAGGAAGCAUCAUUAGUUGUAAUAACCUUACCGAUUCCUAAAAAGGCCUCCUGUCCAGGAGCUUUAUAUAUGAGUUGGUUGGAAACAUUAACAGAAGGAUUGCCUCCAACUUUACUAUUACGUGGAAAUCAACAGAGCGUACUAACAUAUUAUUCUUGAGAAUAAAAAAUUUCAUCAUGACAGUGAAAAAUGUUAUACUAAACAUUUUAAUGAUGUCAAAAAGAGUGAACAUUUUGCCUUGUAAAUAUUAAGUGAUGUUUUUAGAUAUAUAACGUUCAUGUUUUGUUUUUAUAGACUUUGAUAUUGUUUAUAAUGUCUGAUAUUAACAAUAUGUUGUUUUCAAUAUUAUUUAAUAUGAACAAAAAGCAUUCGAUAAACAAUGCUAACUUGUAAUAUGAAAAAUACAGAUGCUACAAAAAGCGUUUUUUUAAUGUUUGAUGAUAUUUUGUAAAUACUUUUUGUCCUUUUUUUGGUACAUAAAAUUCUCAUUUUCUUAAAACUUAUUGAAUUUCCAAAAAGUUUGGCCUUGAGUAUCACUAUGGAGACAAUUAUUGCUGAAAUGACUUCUGGUGCAAACAACCUUGGCACCAUUAAUGUAAUCAUUACCAUUUGGUCGAUACAUCUGGUUAUGAAUUGUUAGUUCCCGAGGGUAUAAAAAGUCCAGUAGCUUGGUAUUUACUAUGCACAUAUUGAUAUUGUGUUUAUUUAUGGAUAUUUUAAUUUAAAAUUUUCUUUUACAAAAGUUUGAAAAUUGUUUAAAAUGAAGGAACAUAUCUUUAUCACGCGAGCUCCUACCAGGGUUUAACUUGUGUCCUUUUAGGUGUAUAGGCUCUUUAUUUAAGUCUCUCUUGCGACGAAAGUUGCAAUUUGCGAGACAUAGGUAUUACAAUCUGGCAGCGGUUACGGUGUAAACUAUUUGUUUCAAGCUUUAGAAUUCAGCAGGUAGAAGAAUGUCUACCGUUUAUCCUAUGUCUAUUGUCCUUCAUCUCAUUGUUAUGGUUCAGUGACCGCUUGGAAAAAAAUCAGAUAUUUGUUUAGUGACUCACUUAUAAUUAGUAUUAGCAUAGGUAUAUGUGAUGUUGGUUCCUUGCAAUGUUAACAUGCUUGGGGUAACCUGAUCUCGAUCUCAUUCCAUAAUCCAGUCUUGAAGGGUGAAGUUAUUUAGUCAAGUCCUUUACUCAUUACAUACACCAAAUACAAGUUUUUGCAAUUUGGUCUAUAUCUCAGAUACUAUCAGGAAUAUGGCAACUAUAUUUGGUGUAUGGUAGAAUUAUAUAGGGUUUCAUAUAAGCUAGAUCUCAUUUACAUGGUUCACUAGACAACGUAUAUUGCUCAGAUCAUAUUGGCAAUAGGUUAAUUAUAUUUAGUGUAUGGAAUAAUUGUAAGGUAUACAUGUUUGUCUGGCAGAUUUUAUAUGACUUUAGCCUAAUUUUCAUUGUUCACAGUUAAUGAUGAUUUUUUUUGUAAUUUUGUACGUUAAUCAAAUACUAUUAGCAAUAGGUCAAAUAUGUUUGGUGUAUGGGGUGGUUACGGUAGGUAUAGUGUCCGGCUAGGAUCGUGGUUUUUCAAGUGUUUUGAUCCGGCUUUUUCGAGCGUAACCGUUAUAUUAUGUAUGAUAGUAUUUGAUAUAGAAAGAUAUUACUAACCCAACAUUAUUUUUCUUUAUAAAACGUUAAAAUAAGCCUUAAAAUGCUUUAAUUCCAAUAUACCGAAUAAAGCCAUUUUUAUACACAUAACACUGAUACUGUCGAAGGAAAUGCAUACAUGAAAUCUAUAUAUCCUUAGAAAUACAGACACUGUACAAAAAUUCUUGUUCUUGCAUUGAAAAGGACAUAUUGAGACUAAGUUAAUUUUUUUAUGUUCGUUUUUUUUCGAGAGCAGUCCGGGAUUUUUCGAGUGUGUCCAAUUUUUUUCGAGCGAUUAUACCAAUUGGCUUUAGUUAAAAAUGCUAUUUGUCAGUGUAUUUACGAUUAAAAAUAAUAAACAAAA